UUUUAUAAAUCGCCGCAAGGUGUCUCUAUGGAGAAAAUGGCGGCUUUAUCAAGUUUGGAUUUGACAGAUGAAAUAUUGGGAAAAAUCGAAGUAGUCGUCGAAAUACGUUCUAUGCUUGGAUCUUCCAAUAUUUCUCUACGAUUAACAGAGUGUAAGACGAAUGUAAAUAAGUUUUCUGUAACUAUUAAAAAGACCGAAAUCGUUUUUUUGAUACACAAUGAACAAAAGUAUUGUUUGAAUUUAAAAAUUGAAGAUUAUGAAUUCGUCCCGUCCUCCUGUUCGGGAUUAUCUGGUUUUAUUUCUAGUUCGGGACAUUUUCAAUCGUGUAUAUUAAAUAACGAACGUGAAAACUUUAAACCUAAGGGAAGUGGACUUGAAAUCACUUUCAAUAUCCAAGUUGGAAGGAAGAAAGAACCAUUUGUUUUCACAGAACUCAAUGAAGAACUCGUGGCUUUAAGUUCCCUUUCUUCUGAGAUAAACAACUUUGGUAAGAAAUUGAGAAGAAACGUGCCGUAUCAGUUGAGAUGUAAAACGUGUCUUCGACAGUUUUUCAAUUCUCCCAUCCUUUUCAAAAAUAUAUACGAGAUGCCUUCUGAUAAUUGGGAAGAGCUAUCGUCCGAUUGGUUUUGUCAUAAGAGAGGAAACGACUUAACUGCGUCCAUAAGGAAUUACCAACUAAAUUUGGAUGAUUUGAUUCUAGCUGAUUCGUAUUAUAAGUUAAAUGUUAAUAUAUUUUCUGGGAUAUUGUGUGAUGAGAAAACAAAAGAAAUAAGUUGCGAACGUUGUUAUUCUCGUAUUGGAAUGUUAGAUGAAAGGACAAAGCAUUCGAAGAUAAUUACAUUUUUUAAAGUGAAAGCUUUUUUUUCAGAAGUUUAUGAAAAUGAAAAUUGUCAUGAUGAUGAUAAUGAUAUUGAAUUAAUGAAAUAUUUUAUUAAAAAGCAUUCGAAUCUAACUUCGACUUGCAAAAUUUGUUUUGAUGUUGAGAGUAAAGAAUUUGAUGAUCAAAACAAUACUUCCUUAUUAAUAUGGGCAAUGGAUUGCAAGCUUAGUCGUUUUUAUACAUCGUUUUCUAUCUAUAGCUCUUCAAAGGAAAAUACUAUAGAUAUUUUAACCAAAAAUGUAAUUAGAAUAUUAUAUUUUAUAACAUCAAGAGAUUCUGUCGAAGCCUGGAAAUGGAGGCAAGACUUUUCUGUUGAAGUAGAGAAGAUUGAUCAAAAUAUUCUAUGGUUGUUUCUAAAGGAAUUAGUUGAAAGCACCAAGACUGUUCCACCUUCUCAAAGAUUUGUAGAUCAGUUGAUGUUGGGAUAUUUACAUGUUUAGAACAUUAAUAAUAAUGUUAUGUAAUCUGUUGAUAACUUGAACAAUUUGUAUGCCAUUUUUUCUCAGGAAUAUUUUAGUAAAUAUUUUUUUUUUAUAUA
Molecule: messenger RNA, 1418 nt
Organism: Centruroides sculpturatus (bark scorpion)
Lineage: Eukaryota; Metazoa; Arthropoda; Arachnida; Scorpiones; Buthidae
Exons: 2
Coding region: 28-1320 (430 amino acids)
Biological process (GO): protein monoubiquitination; proteasome-mediated ubiquitin-dependent protein catabolic process; protein polyubiquitination
Cellular component (GO): ubiquitin ligase complex; cytosol; nucleus
Molecular function (GO): cyclin binding; ubiquitin conjugating enzyme binding; ubiquitin protein ligase activity
Source: RefSeq, a predicted model, not a curated record